Owenia fusiformis is the source of this 784-nucleotide messenger RNA. The record is from the annotation of a GenBank genome assembly. NCBI's taxonomy places the organism in Eukaryota, Metazoa, Annelida, Polychaeta, Sabellida, Oweniidae.
UAGUCAUUAGUCAAGCGAAAAGGAAUGCAUAUAUUUUUCAAAAUCUUUGGGGUGUUGGCCCUUUCACUUAGAGAAGGACUAGCUGCCCCUGACCCUUGUGCUAGGUAUGAUGUUAAAGUCAUACGUACAGUUGACGGACGGAAAUUUACCAACAAAUGCGCUGCCCUUUGUGUCCCUUCUGAGGAAAGAGAUGAAAACAUUAUCCACAAAGUAUGCAAAGACGACCCGGAAAUUGGCGAUGUGAGAACCUUGUGUUCAGACUAUCUUGAAUGUCGCCAGGUAUCCAAACCUAUACAACCAAGUGAUCAUAAAGGCCUCCCGACGACUAGUACGCUAGAAAUUGACACUACCUUUCAGCCAGCUGUUGGAAAACUAAAUACUGAUUCAAGCCAUUCAGGAUUCACAAAGCUGUACAUUAUCAUUGCAGUACUGUCUGCCAUUAUACUGACACUAAUCAUAAUUCUGAUUGCUAGAUACAAGAGGUGCUCCAAGAGGAAACGAGGCAAAGCCUACAAACAUGUAAAUAAUCAGGACCAACCAAUGAACAAUACAGCUAUAUUUGAACUCAAAGAAAUUGACACAAAAACUACUCCCAUAAUUAAACAACCGCAGGACAGUGAAUCAGACAAAUUCCAUGUCAAGGGAAGGACAUACCCUGAUGAUGAAGCUAUUGAGAACGAAACAGAUUUGAAGUAGUAGGACAGUGCAGUAACGCCAUCAUGCCAUCAUGCUUUAUUGUCAUCAUGAUUUUUUCAAAACCUCACUGUACACUGAAUCAAUUUUU